Molecule: messenger RNA, 697 nt
Organism: Ciona intestinalis (vase tunicate)
Lineage: Eukaryota; Metazoa; Chordata; Ascidiacea; Phlebobranchia; Cionidae
Source: RefSeq, a predicted model, not a curated record
UUACUUUUGUAGACAAAUUUUAGCAGCAAAAAUGUCAAAAACGUUUGCUAUCCUAUUGUGCUGUGUUAUGGUAACGAUUGAGGGGAAGUACCUAACUUCAAUGAACAAUGUUUAUAAAGAUAAGCAGAUGGAAUUUGGCGUUAGAGAAAAAACGGAAUGCCCAGCAAUUGUGACGAAAGUUUUAUCUGAUCUUCUGGUAUCUGAGUACAACAGGUUGCUCCCGACCAAUCCGAUCUUCUAUACCAAGUCACGUGUCAUUGACGCUGUGUGCCAGAAAAAUGACCUCAGCGAAUGUUCGGUAACGUUAGAGUUGUCAUGCAGAAGAUCAAAUGGUAGAACAUGCAGUGCUGGCGAUUAUUCACCGAUGACGCAAAUUUGUAACGGUGUUAUCGACCUCACAAGUGGUUCUAUUACGUCACAACUAGAGUGCAGAUCAGCAGAUGAUAAUUAUUUAUCCUCGGAUGUAGAAGAUGCAGUGAGAGCCCUUGCACCUCCGAGAGGCGGGAGUUACGGACUCGGAGAAGUGAGGAUCAUGGACCACGCAGGAAGAGAAUAUAUGAAGAAGAAAUGGGAAGAUGAUGAAGGAAACUUUCAUCCAUUUUAAGAUUUGUUUCGGAUUUGUGUGUUUUUCGUCAAGUAGAACAAAGUAUUAUUAUGUGUUUUAAUAUGGUGUGUAAAUACAACAAGUUAUAAUAUA